Molecule: messenger RNA, 1051 nt
Organism: Neltuma alba
Lineage: Eukaryota; Viridiplantae; Streptophyta; Magnoliopsida; Fabales; Fabaceae
Product: expansin-A20-like
Exons: 3
Coding region: 7-768 (253 amino acids)
Biological process (GO): plant-type cell wall organization
Cellular component (GO): extracellular region
Source: RefSeq, a predicted model, not a curated record
UCUCAGAUGGGUACUCUUCAGUCCACACUAUUCUACUUGAUUUUACUACAUUCAUGGAAGAUUUCAGCUAACAAGGAAGGAGAAUGGAAGUCUGCAACGGCAACAUACUCCAAAGACAGAGAUGGGUCGCUCAUUACAGAAGGAGCUUGUGGUUAUGGAGACCUUCACAAGGCUAGUUAUGGGAGAUAUAGUGCUGGGUUGAGCACUAUCCUGUUCAGCAGAGGGAGUACCUGUGGGGCUUGUUAUGAAAUCCGAUGUGUAAACCACAUCUUGUGGUGCUUGAUAGGAAGCCCGUCUGUGAUUCUUACUGCUACAGAUUUCUGCCCUCCAAACUAUGGACUUUCAGCAGAUUAUGGUGGCUGGUGCAAUUUUCCGAAGGAGCAUUUUGAGAUGUCAGAAGCAGCAUUUGCUGAGAUUGCCAAGAGAAAAGCUGAUAUAGUGCCGAUUCAGUAUAGAAGAGUGAAGUGUCAAAGAAGUGGUGGCCUGAAAUUUACAAUGACAGGUAAUUCCCACUUCUACCAAGUCCUAAUUACCAACGUAGGGUUGGAUGGUGAGGUAGUUGCUGUGAAGGUGAAGGGAUCAAGAACAGGGUGGAUACCCAUGGCCAGGAACUGGGGACAAAACUGGCAUUGCAGUGUCGAUCUUCAACGACAACCUCUGUCCUUUGAGGUGACCAUCAUUGGUGGAAGAACACUCACAUCUUACAAUGUUGCCCCAGCAAACUGGCAAUUUGGACAGACGUUUGAAGGAAAGCAGUUUCAGCAAUAGAAAAUUCAGGAGUCUGAUUUCCUAAGGCGGAAAGCAAAGUGUGACUCUCGAAUCAGUCACCAAAAACGCAAGCUUACUCGUAUGUUUUCUUAGGAUUAAUGAAUCUGAACUCAGAUUCACUAAACUUCUCUAUAAUUUUAUGAAACACAAAUUCAGGUCCUGCGGGGGGAAAUUUUGAAAAGAGGUAGACCUUCGGAACAAAAUUCGUUUUUUGUUUUUCGCUUCUUAUCCUUCUUGGAAUCCAUUUUUGUUGCUUGAGAAUAGUUUACAUCCUUAAAUCCUC